Molecule: messenger RNA, 590 nt
Organism: Hyposmocoma kahamanoa
Lineage: Eukaryota; Metazoa; Arthropoda; Insecta; Lepidoptera; Cosmopterigidae
Product: heat shock protein 105 kDa-like
Exons: 3
Coding region: 225-590 (121 amino acids)
Biological process (GO): protein folding
Cellular component (GO): nucleus; cytosol
Molecular function (GO): ATP binding; ATP-dependent protein folding chaperone
Source: RefSeq, a predicted model, not a curated record
UUAAAUGGUCACUCUAGUCUGUUUGCCAAUAUUUUUCUACUCUAUGGUUUUCAUUAUUUCUAGAAAAUUCGGGCACAGACGGAUGAAUCGGAUUGCAGCGGAAACCGGCGUUCGUUUGUGAUUGAUUUACCAAUUGUCAUACUAAGACAACGUGUGUCUGCUCGUGUGAUUUGUAAAAAGGCGAUAAUCUUUCGAGUGCAAAAUUCCAAAUCUUCUAAGGCACCAUGGCUGCUAUGUCUGUAAUAGGUAUUGAUUUCGGCAAUGAAUCUUGUUAUGUUGCUGUGGCAAAAGCAGGUGGUAUCGAGACAAUAGCCAAUGAUUAUAGUCUCCGAGGAACUCCAUCAUGUGUGGCCUUUUCACAAAAAAAUCGAAUAUUAGGUGUAGCAGCAAAGAACCAAAUGGUGACGAACAUGAAAAACACUGUGUUUGGCUUCAAGAGGCUCCUUGGGAGGAAAUAUAAUGAUCCUCAUGUUCAGAAAGAAUUGAAACACUUUCCAUUCAAAGUGGAGCAGAGAGCUGAUGGAGGUAUAGGCAUAAGAGUCAGCUAUCUUGGGGAAGACAAUGUCUUUAGCCCUGAGCAGGUUGGCUAA